GUGUGUGUGUGUGUGUGUGUGUGUGAGUGAGAGAGAGGGGGAUGAUGACGUCAUCGUAGUUUCUCCAGGUUAUGGCGGAGAUGAACUCUUCAAACUUUCUGUGACGCGUGUGCCAGAGGGUGUCGUAAUGGAGCAGCUUCAGGGAGCAUGGAGAACCGUCACCAACGGGCUGCUAACCAAAGAUUCAGUGUUUGAAAGCUCCUACGUGUCUCCUGUGAUCAAAUCUCCUGCGCCAUGCCAGAGCCGCUCUUCAGACGACUCCAAAACCAGCCGCACCAUCCGAGUCUUCCUGCCCAACCAGCAGCGGACAGUUGUGAAUGUGCGGCCAGGCAUGACGCUCCACAGCUGUCUGAUCAAAGCGCUGAAGGUUCGAGGACUCCAGCCGGAGUGCUGUGCUGUCUUCAGUCUCCAUCCUGGACAGAGAAGCAAGAAGUCUCGCAUGGAGUGGAGCACAGACUCUACCUCACUCAUUGGGGAGGAACUUCUCGUGGAGGUUUUAGACCAUGUUCCUUUAACAACACACAAUUUUGUUAGAAAAACAUUUCUCAAGUUGGCUUUCUGCGACAUAUGCCAGAAGUUCCUGCUGAAUGGUUUCCGGUGCCAAAGAUGUGGUUACAAGUUCCAUGAACACUGCAGCACAAAAGUGCCCACUAUGUGUGUAGACUGGACUAACAUCAGACAACUUCUAUUGUUUCCGACCCCUGGUGAAAGUGGGGCUCCAUCUCUACCUUCACUCACAUCUAGGAGAAUGAGGGAAUCUCUGACAAGAAUCCCCAGCAGCCCUUACCCUCCCUCUGGAGCGGCUCUGACACAGAGACUGCGGUCCACAUCCACACCCAACGUCACCAUGCUCAGCACCACAGUGCCAGUUGACAGCAGCCUGAUUGAGUUAGACACAUCUCCAAGCUCCUGGUGUCAACAGUUUAGUCUGAAGAGAAGAGAUGCCAUACGUGUUCACAGCUCAGCUGGCAGUUCUCCAAAUCAGAGCCCUACCGGCUGGAACCAGGCCAGCGCACACAUACCAGCAUCAGCUCUAAAUCCUCAGGAGAAAGUUAAAAUCCGGCCGAGGGAUAAACGGGACUCGAGUUAUUACUGGGAGAUCGAAGCUAAUGAGGUUGUGCUACUGAGCAGGAUUGGGUCAGGCUCCUUUGGAACCGUACACAAAGGGAAAUGGCACGGUGAUGUGGCUGUGAAGGUAUUAAAAGUCACCAACCCAACACCAGAGCAGUUUCAGGCUUUCCGCAACGAGGUGGCAGUUCUUAGGAAAACCAGACAUGUCAACAUUCUGUUGUUCAUGGGCUACAUGACAAAAGGAAAUCUUGCCAUUGUAACGCAGUGGUGUGAAGGCAGCAGUCUGUAUAAACACCUCCACGUACUGGAGACCAACUUCCAGAUGUUUCAGCUGAUAGAUAUCGCCAGACAGACUGCUCAGGGCAUGGACUAUCUACAUGCGAAAAACAUCAUCCACCGUGACAUGAAAUCCAACAACAUCUUCUUACAUGAAGGCCUGACAGUGAAGAUUGGAGAUUUUGGACUGGCAACCGUGAAGGCCAGGUGGAGUGGUUCUCAACAGGUGGAACAACCUUCAGGAUCUAUUUUAUGGAUGGCACCUGAGGUGAUCCGAAUGCAGGACAACAACCCCUACAGUUUCCAAUCAGAUGUGUAUUCGUAUGGCAUCGUGCUGUUUGAGUUAAUGACAGGGGAGCUGCCCUACUCACAAAUAGGGAACCGAGAUCAGAUCAUUUUCAUGGUAGGUCGAGGAUAUCUGUCUCCAGACCUCAGUAAACUGUAUAAGAGAUGUCCUAAAGCCAUGAAGAGACUGGUGGCUGACUGUAUCAAAAAGUCCAAGGACGAGAGGCCUCUUUUCCCCCAGAUUCUGUCCUCCAUUGAGCUGCUGCAACACUCGCUGCCCAAAAUCAACCGCAGCGCCUCUGAACCCUCGCUGCACAGAGCGUCCCAGAGUGAAGACAUCAGCUCCUGCACACUCACCUCCAUGAAGCUGCCCGUCUUCUAAAAGCCAAAUACAAUCGCUUUGUGCUGCUACUUUGUCAUUUAUAAAGUUCAUGGUCUCGGAAAUGAAGGACCUUUUUUUUUUUAAGUUUGCAAAUCAGCAACAGAUGCACUUUGACAACAAGAAGUAAAGAAUCCUUUAUUUUUAUGCGUCUGGGAUUAUGUUUCCCUCAAAGAGCGAUCGUCUUUAAUCUCUAUAUACACGAAAGAGCUUCAUGAUUUAGUCAGUAUUGAGUUACCAUUGAACUGUUUAUUAGUAAGAUGCAAUUUAGUCUUAUACAAUUUUAGAUCUUUUUUUGUGAUGUCAAGUAUUUUGAGGAUGUCUUUGACUCCAUUUUAAUAAAGGUAAGUUCAAAAUA
This is a messenger RNA of Danio rerio (zebrafish), 2369 nucleotides long. The record is from RefSeq and is a predicted model, not a curated record. NCBI's taxonomy places the organism in Eukaryota, Metazoa, Chordata, Actinopteri, Cypriniformes, Danionidae.